Molecule: messenger RNA, 393 nt
Organism: Cynocephalus volans (Philippine flying lemur)
Lineage: Eukaryota; Metazoa; Chordata; Mammalia; Dermoptera; Cynocephalidae
Gene: GPHB5
Product: glycoprotein hormone subunit beta 5
Exons: 2
Coding region: 1-393 (130 amino acids)
Biological process (GO): regulation of thyroid hormone receptor signaling pathway; G protein-coupled receptor signaling pathway
Cellular component (GO): cytoplasm; extracellular region
Molecular function (GO): hormone activity
Source: RefSeq, a predicted model, not a curated record
AUGAAGCUGGCGUACCUUUUCCUUGGCCCCACGGCCUUCCUCCUUCUGGCUGGCUGUGUCUGUGUCCUCAGCACCUCCAGCGGGAACCUGAGCACCUUUGUGGGCUGUGCUGUGAGGGAGUUUACUUUCCUGGCCAAGAAGCCAGGCUGCAGGGGCCUUCGGAUCACCACGGAUGCCUGCUGGGGCCGCUGUGAGACCUGGGAGAAGCCCAUUCUGGAACCCCCUUACAUUGAAGCUCAUCAUCGAGUCUGUACCUACAAUGAGACAAAACAGGUCACCGUAAAGCUGCCCAACUGUGCCCCAGGAGCUGACCCCUUCUACACCUACCCUGUGGCUGUCCGCUGUGACUGCGGAGCCUGCUCCACUGCCACCACUGAGUGUGAGACCAUCUGA